AUGGCCUCAGUGGAGGCUACUAUGUCUCGUGGCCAACACUCUGCAAAUAUUUCCAGACCUCAAAAUCUGCCGCACAAUACCACCAUAUCUGCUCAUUCGAACCCCGACCUCACCGAAUUUGAACUGAUGCAGCCUCCGUAUGCCGUCAAAGCUGGAAGAAAUCUUCCCCGAUCUACCACCAUGGAAAGUCUGUUGAGCUCGACCAGAGAUACUGCACCAAGAAGGAGUCUCCUUCAGCCACUUGGGCCCCCACUCCCUCGAAGUCAGACACUCGGGAGCAUGUCUUGCUUGAACGGAAAUAUUGCCACGCCUUCUCCGAGAGCGCCAGACCCAUCACAGCUAAAAGCCCUACGGCGACGUACUGGGCCCGAGACCUUCCUUGAUACCGCCACGGAGCUGAAGAAAAGUCAGAAGAUAGAUACAGCUACAGAGGAAGUGUCACAGGUACAACGAGAGGCAGCGAUACAGAGGAGGCGACUCAGGAACAACAUUACUGCUCAGCCACAUGGUAAGUCGGCGUAUCCAGUUCUCCAGAAUACUCAAACAAUUCCUGGUGAGGUGGAUGAGUCCCUCGUCAGAUCUCCUUGCCCCACAAUGGGUAUGCCCGUUGAAGGACAAAACGUCCAGCAGCAAGAUAGAAGACGAAAGCUUUCCAUUAAUUUUCCGCUUUCAACAAAGCCUCAGUUGGAAAAGGAUUGUUUACCGUUCAGUCUGUGGAAAACCAACAAGAAUAUCACCAAUCUUCCUCAAGGCAGUUCGGAGAAUGUGCGUCUAGGGCUUCCAUUCAAACAAGGGAAGAAAUUGACACAUUCGCAGGUGACUAAAGCAGAAGGCGUACCAUAUUGGGCAGGCCGUUUUGUGGCCAUUUGUGACAAAUUGCGGGCCACUGAAUGCGAGCAAAAUGAGAAACGUCCACUCGUCUCAAACAACGAUGAAGAUAACCGUCUGGACGCACAGGACAAGACAAGAAUGUGCAAUGCACUGAACGUUCUGAGACGUUGCUGCCAAACCUCGGACGCACUUCGAAGUUUCGAAACUUUCGAGCUCGAGUUCCGCAACAAAACGGACCUCGGUCGAACAUUGAAUCAUGCGACCAGCCGCGUGACGCCUGAGAGGCAAGGUGACGCAGCAUUCCAGGGCGGAAAGCCCAACAAGCUGAGGAAAUUCAGGGCAAUGCUGCAAUCUCCGAAUCUCAUAUCUCCAGUGAGCAGUGACGCGUCAAGCUUGGAUGUGAGCUGCGAAGCAAAAUUCUAUGGCCAAGGGACACUGGCAAAAAGCAAGACAACUGGCAACCUGGCCUCCUUACUCCCUAUGAUUCACAGAAAAGCAGUGGCAUUGACAGCAGGCUUUGCGCACAGUGAGCAAGAUGCGCAAUCGAAUAGCCAUAAAAGUCCAGUCUCCACUGUUGGCUAUUCUCCUGGGCCCAACGAGAAGGCCCCGAACAACCGCGAAGAACGGUUGAGUAAGCCGGUAGCCGAAGAUUUGAUUCAUUCUGGUACAUGGCGAGACUCAAAGUGCACUGGCAGUGAUAGAUCAGGUGAUGUAACUGCAACGUCAAGAACAAGAGGAGCUACUAUAAAGCAUCGCCGGGUGUCCAGCUUUAUCCUUGUAUCAACCCAAUCACUAGAAAGUCCUAAUGUUAGGAUCGACCAUGUACGAUCUACGGCCGCGGGUUCGAAAGACGAGGCAAGGCUCAGUGGGUCAGAGAUCGACACCCAAGUACCGAAGGGGCCAGGAUUGGGUCGGAAGUCGGAGCGUCAAUUCAGUGGAGAAAUGGUCAAAAGCUUCUUCGGCGCAGGAAUCCGGGAGAUGAAAAAGAUGAGUCGAAGGGUUAGUGGCGGGAUCACCUGA
Molecule: messenger RNA, 1851 nt
Organism: Exophiala mesophila
Lineage: Eukaryota; Fungi; Ascomycota; Eurotiomycetes; Chaetothyriales; Herpotrichiellaceae
Exons: 1
Coding region: 1-1851 (616 amino acids)
Source: RefSeq, a predicted model, not a curated record